AUGAAUUAUAAUGGAGUUUUGUUGGCUUUUUUAUUUUUGGUUAUUAAGCUCAACGGAUUGUUGUGUGCCAAUACUACUGUUUGGGGUGUUGGUUUAAAUCCUGUAGUUGUUUUGCCAGCUCGUUAUUUUUAUGUCAAAUACAAUGAGAAAAUGUAAGUCACCAAUAUAAUAUCAAAAUAUACUUAUAGAAUUAUGUUGAUAAAAAAAAAUAUAUCAUUAGUAGGUGUUGUGCAUGUGAAUUGUAAAAAAGCCCAUAUAAUUUAAACAUUUUUUACUGAAAUGAAAAAAAAAACUGAUAUUUUUGUACAUUUAUAAAUUGCAACUAUAUUAAUCACAUGAAUCCUUUCUUUUUAAUUUUGAAGAAUUAUUUAUUUAUAUUUAUAAUAGGUAAAAAAGACUCUGUCUUACUGUCAAUUAUAUCAGCAGUUUUUAAACUUUUUGUACACGGACCCCUGAUGAAAAACUAAAAAAUUGCGGACCCCCUACCAAUAAUUUUUUUACAAAAUCUCUCAUGUUAUCAUAAUCAAUAUUUACCAAUAGAGCUGACAGAGACCCUCAACAUGAAUAUCGCGGACUCCCAGGGAGUCACGAACCACAGUUUUAGAAUCGCUGUACUAUACCAUACUUUUUUAGCCCCUUGCCAUUAUGAUCCUCAUUUGGGCCUUGAUGGAAUUUGAUUUUGUAUUUUAUUAUCUUUUUCCAACAAUUACAAAAAAAGGUAGCAUUAGAAACAAAAUGUGUAUUAUAAUUUAUACGUAACUACUAUUUUCAUUCUUGAAUGAAAAUAAAUGUUAAAUCUUUAAUGUUAUAUUUAAUUAUGUUACAGAACUAAUAUUAAAAAUUUUAAUAUAUUAAUAAAUGGCAAAACGAAAGUUGGGAAUAAUUGCCGUAUUUGGACAAACAUUUUAGACCGAAAAGAUUCAUCAUUUAUAGUCCGAUACAAAUUGUACGAAAUUUGUUAUGAAUUUAAUAUACUUGUAGAAGAUACAAAAGCACAUAGGAAGCAUGUAAAUAAUUAUUAUAAAGGUACCUAACUCAAAUAUAUAAUAAUAUUAAAAAUGUAUUUAAUUUAUAUAUUUUUAAGUACCUCUAUAAAGAUGUAGUUUAGUUAUCUUCAAGAGAGAAUUGGAAGAUACUAGUUUUGACAGGAAAGGGCCUAGAUGACCUGUAAGGCUAAAAAAUAAAAAUGUUUGUAAUACAAAAAUAUAUUUAAAAAUAAUGUCAAAAGAAUUUUAACAUUUCAUAAGGUAGUCAAGUAUUUAUCUUUAAUAAUUUAUUAAAAUAAAAUAAUGAAAUUGAACCAAACAAAUUGUUGUAAAAUUAUAGCUUUGAUGUUUAUUUAGUUUAUUCAGUUAACCAGUAAAUUACAUUCAAACAAAAUGACAAUUUGAUACUCAAAAUCAAUAUUUUAGAUUCUGAGCAGAGCGAGGAAUGUAUCGGUGUUACAAUGAUGCUCAUUUAUUCAUAUUUUUUUUAAUCUAUGAACAAAUUUUACCAGAAAUUUUGCUCCAAUUUUCAAACAGCAUUUUUACUGACCAGGGUUGUACUCUAGCCUGAUUAUUUUUGAUUUCCCCAGCUGUUCUCAUAACAAAUCGGAUAAAACAUAGGAAAAACGGGAAAAUGUAUUGUUUUAAAUUUUUGGUUUUUUGUUUUGAUUCAGUUAAAAAUAAUUUUAGAGGCUUGAAAACAUAUAAAUUAUAUUAUAUGUAAUAUUAUAUCUUCUAUAGGUGGUAAAAUUUGGCCACGUAGCCACAUUACAACACUAUUAACCGAACUCUGCUUAGAAUCUUUUUUGUUAGCAACAGUUAAUCAGUGUGUACAGGUAUAUAUUAAAUUUUCCCUCUAACUUCCUUACUUUUCACCUACAAUAUUGUCCAAUCAUUGUGCAAAGUAUGUCUAUCUUUUUUGUAAUUAUUAAUAUUUUUUUUUACAAACAUUUUCUUAUUAUUUAUGAACUUUUUUUUCGCUUUACAAGGCUAUUUAAGUCUUUUGCAGUGACUACAAAGAUGAGUUUGAUCGAGUUUCGAUCUUCUGCAUCUUCAACCUGAUGAUUAAUAUUUUAAUAAAUUAGUAAUCAAUAUUCUCUAUUGAUACAGGUCCGAUUUAUCCAGAUGAUUGUAGCUGUAAAAAAAUGUCAAUUAGUAGUUGGUUGGCAAAUGCUGAAUGCAAAACUGAUAUCAUUCAAAUCAAUUCUGAUCUGGGUCAAUUUAAGCAAAUAGAUUUUAAUAAAGCAAUAAUUAAAAUGAUCAGAUUAUUUCAGAAAAACCCACACAGUAUUAGUGUUUGUCAAUAUGUUGUGAAAAACAACUUGGUAAGAAAUUGGUUUUUGUCUUAUACAUUAAAUUGUGCGUACAUGAAAUAAAUAGUACUAAUUAACUUUUUUUUAAGAUAUUUCGGAAAUGUUAUGGUGAUUAUACUGGCUUUAAACUUUUUAUGGACAAUUUGCUACUAUCUUUAAGUCGAAAAGUAAAAUAACUUGAAUUUAUUGCUUUCAAUGUGUUUCUAAAGAUUGUAUCAUCUUGCUUAAAUAAUAAUACCCCUUAUUUACAGGUAUUUCUACCAGAUAUGGAAUUUUUUGUUAACUUGGGAGACUGGCCAUUAUCAUCACUUCAAAAUAAAAUGCCUAUAUUUUCAUGGUGUGGUUCAAACUUUAGUGCAGAUAUAAUAAUGCCCACUUAUGAUAUUACAGAAUCUUCAAUUGAAAAUAUGGGAAGGUAUGUGUUCUAUUUAAGGUUUUUGGAAAGUAAUAUUACUCUAAUAAAAUAUGUUUGAUUAAUUCAGUUCAGUUUAUUUAAAUUAUGCAAUUGGUUAUAUGAAGGGUGAGUUUAGAUAUGUUGUCAGUUCAAGGCAAUAUUGAUAAAACAUGGUCGAAAAAAAUUCAAAAAGCAUUUUGGAUGGGUCGUGACUCCAGUAAACAUCGGUUGCACUUAGUGGAUAUUAGUAAAUCACAACCACAUCUUAUUAACGCAUCAAUCACAAACUUUUUCUUCUAUAAAGAAUUAAAACAAAAAUAUGGUUCUGGAAAAAAACCUAUUUCUUUCUUUAAAUUCUUUGAUGUAUGUUAAAUAAUAAAUUAUUUAAGAACUUAAAUCACAUCAUGUUUUCUAACAUUAACUUUUAUUUCUAUAUACAGUACAAAUAUCAAAUUAAUGUUGAUGGGACUGUAGCAGCUUAUAGAUUUCCAUAUUUAUUGGUUGGAGAUUCAUUAGUAUUCAAACAAGAAUCUGAUUAUUAUGAGCAUUUUUAUAAUGAACUAAUACCAUGGGUUCAUUAUGUACCAAUAAAAAGAAAUUUGGAUAAUUUAGUUGAACUGGUUAAUGUUAUGAUUGAGAGUGAUCGAACAGCAAGAAUUAUAUCAUUGAAUGGACAGAAAUAUGCACGGGACAAUUUAGCACCACAUAAUAUAUUAGGAUAUUAUUUAGUAUUAUUUCAAGUAAGUGGCUUAGCUCAUUUUUCAUUGAAACAUUUAAAUUUUAAUUAAUAUCAAUUUUAGUUUAAAUAAAAUCAGUUUAGCUUCUAAGACUUAAUUUUUUUGGGUCAGAAACAAUAGACUGGUACCUUUUAAACCCCUUUACCUUUACUGUUCUUUUAAAUAUUUUUAAAUGAUUUUAUUAGGGCUUUUAUGACGUUUUUAAUCACUUUUUUGUGAAUUUGAAGUACAUAUAAAACUGUUCCUUAGUAAUUACAUUCCACUUUAUUGAAUGAUUUUGAAUUUUUAUUACUUAAAUUAUUUAUAAAUCAAAAAAAAUUUGGAUAUUUUGUAAACUUUUGUAAUGCUUUAUUUGUAUUAUGGAACCAGCCACAUAUUGAUUCUACUAAGAUGUUUACACAAAUGCAAUGAGAAAUCAUUUCUGAAAGGGAAUGUUGUCCAAAUGGUACUUUUGGGAGAUCAGUUAUUGAUUUUCCAAGCAGUUUUCUUAAUGUCUGGGAAAAACCAAGAUAAAACUUGAGAAAAACAGAACAUUUAAGAAAAUAAUACUUCUAUUAUUUUUCAAUUUUGUUAUUUGUUUUAAUUCAGUUAAACAAAUUUUUAGACUUGAAAUUUUCACAUAGAAAUUAUAUUUGUCUUUUUUAGAUAUGGUAAAAUUUUCAAAAAAUUUAAGCUAUUUUGAGCUAUUUACAAAUAUAAAUAAAAAAUUUGCGAGUUUUAUACCUAAUUUUUAUUCGGUAGGUACUCUUCGGUGGUAAAAUUGUUAGACUUGACACAUUUUAAAAUUUAACUGGAGGUUCAUUAAGGGUCUUACUUUGUAAUACAAACAAAUUGAGUUUAAUAUAGUAUUUUUUUUUUUUUAUAAAGGAAUUUUAAUUUAAAAUUUUGACUAAAAUCAUUUUAAUAUGUUUUGUUAAAUAACUCCUAUAUUGUCUCUUUAAAAGAAUAUUUAUCAUGACCUAAUAGUUAUUAAUUUAUGCUUAUUAUAAUCUUAAGGGACUGAGUACAACUAGUGUGUCAAAAAAAAUAAAAGGUUUGCAUUUUUUCCCUUUUACCUAAAUAAGAAAAAAACAAAUGCAUUUUGGGUAUACCUAGAGACCAUCACUCCCUUUGACUAUUUUAAUCUCAAAAUAUUACUCGAUUUUACCUCCAUAAUUUAGGGAGGUCAUUUUUUGAUUUUCCCAGUGGUUUUCAUAAUAUCUGGAAAAAACCAGGAUCGGAAACCAGUCAGAAAAAGGGAAAAUGAAUUGAAAUGUAGGUAUAAGUAAAAAAAUAAUAUGGCCAUUUUUUCUGUGUACAACUUUUCUAGCAGCAAUUUCACUUCAAUUUAAAGUGAGCAUUUUUCUGAAAAAAAUUUCUUUGGAGAGACGCUAUAGAAAGUUCAUUUUUUAAUUUUAUCAAGUUUUCUCAUCAAAUGUGAAAAACUAAGAAAAAAUUGAAAAAUGUAAAAAAAACUAGGAAUAUGUAGGAAAACUAGGAAAAUGCGUACAACGUUAAAUAAAUAUUAAUAAAGAAAAGCCUAUUUAAUUAUUUAACUAUAAUAUGACAUAUAUAUUAUUGACAAAGCAUCACUUUCAACUGAAUUGCAAUAAGAAUUGUUUUUUGUUAGUGAUGGUUUAUCAUUGCUUACAAAUAUACAUUAAAUUACCUAUAACAGUGGCUGCAUCCAUCUCCAUUAUCCUAGGAUGUCUUUUUUCUAGUUUUUCAUUUAUAAUUCAGAAAAUUAAUAAAUAGUAUAUAGAAAAUCUAAAAAAUUUUAAAAUAUUUUUUUUUUUUUCGGGCACCCAAAACUUACAAAAACAUAUUUAUGAAAGUUAAUAAAUUAGUUUUUAUACUGCAUUCAGCUUAUUUUAAAAGUACCAAAUUAAUAUUAAAUUGUUUUAUAUACUUUCUAUUAAUGUACAUUUUAGAUUCUGAGUGAGAGGGAGGAAUAUUAUUUUUACUGCAUAAUUUUUUUUCUGGUUAUUUUUUUUACCAGAAAUCUUAGCCAAAAGAUGAUAAAUUACCAUUUUUAUUUAAUUUUAGACCUAGCUGGUGUAUUGUGGAAGACAUUUUUUGAUUUUCCAAAUAGUUUUCAGAACUAUUGGAAAAACUAAGGAAAGUCUAUAGAAAUAACAGUUUCAAUGUUUUAAAUUUUGCUUUUGUUAUUAUAAUUUGGUUAAAAAUAAUCAUAGAGACCUAAAACUUUCAUAUAAUACUAAUAAUGAUCAAUUCUAGAAAGAAUUUUCUAGUUUUUAUUUAGUGUUUUAUGUGGAUAAAUAAAAUUGUUUGACCAAACAGAAAUACUUAAAAAUUUAACACGAGGUUUAUUAAUUGUACUUUUAGUAAAAAAGAAGUUGUUGGUAAUAUUUUAUUAUUAUUGUUAUUUUUUUUUUUUUAGUGAUAAGAUCAAAUUUUUGAUGAAAAUUUUAAAUUUGUAUUCAAAACAUAAAUAAAAUAUGCCACCUUCUCCCCCAAAUUGUUUUUCAUAAGCAAUGGUUUAUAGUUGUUUACAGAUAUAAAUUAAAUAGCUUUAUUUACUUUACCUUACCAACUUCCCAUCAACAACAGAAUCAUUUUAAAUUAUUUUUUCGUGUUUUAGAAGUAUAGCAGGUUGUUAGUAUCUACAAUUGAAGUACGUGAAGAUAUGGAAGAAGUAAAAGAUGCAAUUCCUCCUGAACAUUGUGACUGUGAAAAUUCACUGCAUUUCAAAAUGGAGCUUUAA
Molecule: messenger RNA, 6134 nt
Organism: Cinara cedri
Lineage: Eukaryota; Metazoa; Arthropoda; Insecta; Hemiptera; Aphididae
Source: the annotation of a GenBank genome assembly